Molecule: messenger RNA, 2113 nt
Organism: Aspergillus aculeatus ATCC 16872
Lineage: Eukaryota; Fungi; Ascomycota; Eurotiomycetes; Eurotiales; Aspergillaceae
Product: COP9 signalosome complex subunit 1
Exons: 4
Coding region: 343-1863 (506 amino acids)
Cellular component (GO): COP9 signalosome
Source: RefSeq, a predicted model, not a curated record
CACCUUCAACCACCCUCCACCACCAGCAGGAACGUUCAUUUACCGUUCAGAAGACUCCUUUCCUGCUUUGGGCUGUCUGAUAUCAGGUCUAUAUGCUUUCAUGACGUAUUGGCAACAGCCUGUACCAAUAAUCUAGAAUCACCUCCGCUCCAGGCUCCAAAAUCAGCUCGUUCCCCACUUCACCUACUGUCUCGCGACAUUCGUUGCUGCCUCUGUUGCCCUGUUCUCCUCUCCCCGACGCACUUUUGGGCUCAAAACAUCAUCUCAGAGAUAUCUUUUGACUCUGGGCUUGCUUCAUACUGUCUUGCUCGUCGGCAGCAGUGCUGACGACGUGUUGGAGGGAUGGAGUACCCACCAACGGAUGGGCAUACCGAGCCCUCAGCCGCGUACACGGGCCAAGGGCCGGGUAGUGGUAAUGUUGACUUGGACAGCGUCAGCGGAGCCUCGCUGGGCUUGAAUAUCAGGGUCGAAGAUCCUCCGAAGUUCGAACUGGAAUCAUACAUCGCGAACUAUACUGGCCGGACCAGGUACAAUCGACUAUAUGUCAUCGGCACAUGUUCAACAUAUCUAGCCGUCGAGGCACUGAAAGCCGCAAUUGCCGAAGCCCAAAGUGGCAAAGAUGUCACCAGAUACGAACGAGCGGUGCGGGCUCUUGCAGAGGUGGCGCCAAAUGAUCCCGAGGCUACACUUGACACGCACUGGGUGGACCACAUGCAAAAGGUCGUCAAGGCUGAAACAGACAGGUUAGAGCAUGAACUCAAGGGCUACAAGAACAACUUGAUUAAAGAAAGUAUACGGAUGGGCAAUGAAGAUUUGGGCCAGCACUAUUACCUCAUCGGCGAUCUUACGUCGGCAUCCAAGGCAUAUUCUCGCAUGAGAGACUACUGCACGACCCCGACGCAUAUCAUUUCGAUGCUUUUCAAGAUUAUCAAUGUGGCGAUCGAACGAGGCGACUGGUUGAGCGUGCAGUCCAACGUUCACCGAUUACGCAAUCUGCAAUCGAAACAGGACGAACAGUCCAAGGUUCAGCCGAAGCUGUCCGCCGCGCUGGGCCUCUCACAGCUGCACUCAGGGUCUUACCUGGAUGCAGCCAACAGUUUCCUCAACACGGACCCGGGCCUCGGCGAUUCGUACACGGAGGUGCUCACCUCCAACGACGUGGCCGUGUACGGUGGGCUCUGCGCGUUGGCGUCGAUGGACCGCCACGAGCUCCAGCACCGCGUCCUCGACAACAACUCCUUCCGCAACUUCCUAGAGCUGGAGCCCCAGAUCCGCCGCGCGAUCGCCUUCUUCUGUAACUCCAAAUUCCGCUCCUGCCUGGAGAUCCUCGAGGCCUACAGGGCGGAUUACCUGCUCGACAUCCACCUACAACGCCACGUUCACACCCUCUUUACUCGCAUCCGCACCAAGUCCAUCCAGCAAUACCUCAUCCCGUUCAACCGCGUCACCCUAGAUUCCAUGUCGAAGAUGUUCGCCCCCGGCACCCUGACCGGAACCGCCGGCGGCGGCGGCAGCAGCAGCAGCGGUGGCCAGCAGCAGAGCGACGCGGACAUGGACCUCAGCCACCCUUUCGUGCAGGAGCUGGUCACGCUAAUCCAGGAUGGCACGCUGGACGCCCGCAUCGAUCUGGAGAAGAAGGUGCUGGUCGCCAACCAGGUCGACCUGCGAACCGAGUUGCAGGAAACCGUUCUCAAUGAUCUGGAGGAUUAUCUGCAAGAGGCACACAUCCGCUUGUUACGCACCAACAUCAUUCGGGCUGGGUUGGAGGUCCGGGCCGACGACAAGCCCAGGGAAAUGCGUGGUAAGAGGUCCGACGGGUUUGGGUCCGCCACCUUGUCUCGGGGCGCGGGGUUGUUCCAAUGAAAGCCGUGAUUUUGGAGGGGUGGGCGCGUAUGUUGCAGAUAGGUCAUCACCUAAGCCAAGUAGUCAGUGGUGCUACAUCACUCGUACUAUUCUCUCUCUGCACGGGUUUAAUCUUUUCUCGGAAGUUGCGACAUAGUGUCCUUUGCAGUGUGGCUCUCAACCCCUUUCCCCCGGUGUAGUGGAAAUUAAUGGCAAAUAGUGGUAAUGACAUUAUUUUAAAGAGUAAGCGCACAGAGUGACAUUGUACAUG